AGACUCCUCUAACUAUUUGUGUGGCCCCGCCCCUCACCACCUGGACGGUGAUGUCACCUAGCAGGUGUCUUCUGUCCUCCUCGGGACUCAUUUUGUGUUUAUUUCGGACACGUUUUUCCCCUCUGGUCCUCUGUAACCAUGGAGAACAGAGAAACUUCCGGGAGCUCAAACACAAACCGUUAGCGGUUUUUGCUAACUAAUCGUUACGUUAAAGAUGGCGCCCACCGAGCCGCGGGAAGGUCCGGCUCUGUUCGGCGGUGUGCGCAGGUUCCUCCAGGUGCUCGGCGAGCGUGCAGCGGAGUAUCCGGCGCUUCAGCUGGUCGCCAGGGCUGUGUUCGGAGCGAUGAGCGGUUUAGUUUUGUUCCUGGGAAUCGCCCACAACCUUCCUCUGACCUUUGACCUGAAGCUGGUGGUGGGAGCUGUGUUUGUCGGUGUGUGUGCCGUAGGAGGAGCUCUGGCUUCAUUCCUCAGGUGUGCGGUCCUCCUCAUGUUGCCCAGUAUUCUGGGCUCCCGAGGUCAAGCCUACCUGAUGAUCCUGAUCACGUCCAUUCUGUACCAAGGUCCGAUCUCCAACAUCCAGCGUAACGCCGAGGAGGCUGCUCUGUCUCUGAGCUGUAAUCUGGACCUGCAGGUCAAUCACAGCAGGAUGUUGUGGAGACACGCCAUCAAACCGUUUAUUCUCAUCACCCAGGAGCUCAUGGACAAUAAAGACCAGUUUCAGUCGGAGGCUCUGAACGUCAGCGCCAGGUUCCAGAACAUCAGGAAGGAAGUGGCGUCUCAGUACGGUUAUGACCAGGUCCGGUCCAGACCAGGUGGGAACAGCACCCAGGAGCGGUUCACCUCCAAGACCAGGAUGCAGUGUGACAGUGUGGUGAACGAGGGCGUGCAGCGCUGUGCUGAUUGGUUCAACAGCAGGUGGGCGGAGUGUAUGACACUGAUACCUGUCCCCGUCAUCAACCACAUCCUCUGCGUGUGCAUGAAGUUCCACUUCCUGUGUGACGUCAUGAGAGUCAUGACACCGUGGUGUCGGGAGCAGAUUCCUGUGGAGGGGAACUUCGGUCAGCUGUUCGAUCGGCUCAACGUCUCCGUGGACCAGCUGUCCAGGGAGUUCAGCACGGAGCUGGUCCUGCAGGAGCAGCAGCAGGAGGUGUUGGAGGGAGCGGGGUUGGAUCAGAACUUCACUCAGGCCGUCAGGCAGUCCUUCCUCAUCCUGUCCAACACCAUGGACACGGUGCUGCACGUCCUGCAGAUGAUUCUGUCCUUCACCUUCAUCACUGUCUUCAUUCAGGGGUUCAGUUACCUGCGCUCGUAUCAGAGAGACAUCUGCUUUGACAACGUCUACGUCACUUCCUACUUCAGAAAGAUCGACGCCCGCAGGAGACGAGCGGGGAAACGCUUCCUGCUGCCCCUGAAGAAACCAGAGAGAAAGAAGUUCAUCCACCCCUGGAGUCCGAGAGUUCACCCUGAAGAGCUGAAACAAGUGGUAGUCACCAUGUGGACAUCAGAGUGGGCGGAGACUCCAUGAUAGCCCGCCUCCUGAGAACAACAAUUUCAGGCUUCAACAGUUCAUCUGAUGUGAACAUUGAGAGUGAUAACAGAGUGUGUGUGUCGCCCCCCUCCCCCCUCCCUGGCGGUGUGUACGUCAGCUGUGUGUGUUGUGUCGUGAUGGUGGUGCUGUUCAGCUGCCUUCAGGUUUACACCAACCGGCUCCGACGGGUCAUCGCUGCCUUCUACUACCCCAAGCGGGAGAAGAAGCGAGUUCUGUUCCUCUACAACCUGCAGCUCCACAGACAGAUCUCCUCCUGCGACAGGAAGAGGAGGAGCCGCCUAGGGCCGAGGACGGUGUUCCAGCGCCUGAGCAGGUGGGGGCGUGGCAUCUUCCGUCACAAACAGGAAGUGUUCGACACAGAGGAGACGAAUUACGCCGGUGGUUAGGAGGAAGCUGGAGGGACACGUCCCGCUCCUCGUCCUGAUCAGAUAAAGUGUCUCUGAUUGAAAAGUCAGAA
Messenger RNA from Austrofundulus limnaeus, 2006 nucleotides. RefSeq names its product DC-STAMP domain containing 1 (gene dcst1). The record is from RefSeq and is a predicted model, not a curated record. NCBI's taxonomy places the organism in Eukaryota, Metazoa, Chordata, Actinopteri, Cyprinodontiformes, Rivulidae. Gene Ontology annotation, cellular component: membrane.